Messenger RNA from Onychostruthus taczanowskii (white-rumped snowfinch), 2705 nucleotides. RefSeq names its product dual specificity phosphatase 1 (gene DUSP1). Bases 130 to 1422 code for a protein of 430 amino acids. The record is from RefSeq and is a predicted model, not a curated record. Gene Ontology annotation, biological process: protein dephosphorylation; endoderm formation; negative regulation of p38MAPK cascade. Lineage: Eukaryota; Metazoa; Chordata; Aves; Passeriformes; Passeridae. The transcript has 3 exons. Gene Ontology annotation, molecular function: MAP kinase tyrosine/serine/threonine phosphatase activity; protein tyrosine/threonine phosphatase activity. Gene Ontology annotation, cellular component: cytoplasm; nucleus.
GCCCCGAUAUAAGGGGCGGGAGCGGCCGAGCGCGGCCGGGACACCGGGACACUCGGGGACAGCGGCACCUCCGCGCACACCGCCCUGCCCUUCCUCCCUUCCACCCAACCUCCCCUCCGCUGCCCGGCCAUGGUGAACCUGCGGGUGUGCGCGCUGGAGUGCGAGGCGCUGCGGGCGCUGCUGCAGGAGCGCGGCGCGCAGUGCCUCGUCCUCGACUGCCGCUCCUUCUUCUCCUUCAACGCCGCGCACAUCCGCGGCUCCUGCAACGUCCGCCUGAGCACCAUCGUGCGGCGCCGCGCCAAGGGCGCCCUGGCUCUGGAGCACGUCCUGCCCAACGAGGAGCUCCGCGCCCGCCUGCGCCAGGGGCUCUUCCACACCGUGGUGCUGCUGGACGAGCGCAGCGCCGACCUGGAAGUGCCCAAGCGCGACAGCACCAUGCUGCUGGCGCUCGGCACCCUCUGCAGGGAGGCCCGCGGUGCCCGCAUCUGUUUCCUCAAGGGUGAGUGGCGCCGGAGGGGACCGGGGAGCCGGGCCGCGUCGCCCCGCUCGCCCGCCGGCCGUGCGCUCACCUCUCCCCGCUCUGCCCCCGCAGGAGGAUACGAAGCCUUCUCGUCCGCCUGCUCCGAGCUCUGCACCAAGCCGGCCGCCCCCGCCGGGCUCAGCCUGCCCCUGAGCGCCAGCCCCGCGCCCGGCAGCGCCGACUCGGGCUGCAGCUCCUGCGGGACCCCGCUCUACGACCAGGUGAGCGCCGGGGGCCGCGGGCGGAGGCGCCGGGCGGGGAGCGCGGGGCGCCGGCCGGGGCUCACCGCCGCUCUUCCUCUCUGUUUGCAGGGCGGGCCCGUGGAGAUCCUGCCGUUCCUGUACUUGGGAAGCGCCUAUCACGCCUCCCGCAAGGACAUGCUGGACGCUUUGGGCAUCACGGCGCUCAUCAAUGUCUCGGCCAACUGCCCCAACCACUUCGAGGGGCACUACCAGUAUAAAAGUAUCCCCGUGGAGGACAACCACAAGGCGGAUAUCAGCUCCUGGUUCAACGAGGCGAUCGAUUUCAUCGACUCGGUGAAGAACGAGGGAGGAAGGGUCUUUGUGCACUGCCAGGCUGGCAUUUCCCGCUCAGCCACCAUCUGCCUUGCUUAUCUCAUGAGGACCAACAGAGUCAAACUGGACGAAGCCUUCGAGUUUGUCAAGCAGAGGAGAAGCAUCAUCUCCCCGAAUUUCAGCUUCAUGGGGCAGCUGCUUCAGUUCGAGUCGCAGGUCCUGGCCCCCAACUGCUCAGCAGAAGCCGGGAGCCCCGCGAUGUCGGUGCUGGACAGGGGGGCAUCGACCACCACGGUCUUCAACUUCCCCGUCUCCAUCCCGGUUCACACCACGUCCAGUGCUUUAAACUACCUUCAGAGCCCCAUCACUACGUCCCCGAGCUGCUGAAAAGCAGGUGAAGAACGUGGCCAGGACUCUGACUUGCUGUCUCAGAGGUGCAAUAACGACAGGGACAGUGGCGCUUGUGUUUUGUGGGGAGUCGCUGGCGUGUCCCAGAGCGGUGUCCAUGGAGAGGAGCUCGCCCAGUGCCAGAGGAACCAGGUGUUUCUGACUUCUCAAGCAAAUGUCUGGAUGUCUGCACAGAGAUCAAAGGACAUUGGCUCUUCCUGAGCUGUCCCUCCUUGUCUUCUGUCUGUCCCAAGCCUGCUCCGUGUUUAGUAGCAUGCUCACCAGUAUUCCCAUUCCUGGACACUUUGAGCAACACUGAUGCUGUCCCCUUUUAUAUGACAGUCCUAUUUAUUUAUUUUUACAUUAGUGCAUUUUUGUUGGGUUUUUUGUUCUUUUUUUUUUUUGCCUUCACACACGUAAAGUUUCAGUUCUAGAGAAACCAAAUACCUCAGUAUUUUUUGGUACAAUAAUCCUGUGUGUGUAUAUCUGUCAGCUCUUCUUGUUUCCCAAGCACUGACAUGAAAGCACCAGGCGAGUGCUUUUUUUUUUUUUUUUGAGUUGCCAAGGGUUGUAUGUUUGCUGAUUUAUUUAUGAUGUGAAAUAAUAUAUUUCUUCUUAUGAAGACAUAGUUUUGUUACAUGAUUAUAACCUUUUUUAUACCAAAUGGAAUAAAUUAUGAUAUUUCUAUUCAUCUGGAUGAUAUCUUCUUUAAAAUACUGCAUUUCACAGUCCCAAAACUCAUGUGAAGCUCCAGGGUGUAGAGCUGUAAUUUUCAGCUCUUCUAGCCUCGGGUCUUGACUGAGAAAAAUGGGUUUAAGCACAGUAAUUGACUAGAAACUACUGCAGGUUCUUAACCUGAGCUUUUCUUUGUCCCCGUGUAAUUGUGUGCAGUGGCAGGGAGCCAAGGCUGGCUUCUCAGCUGGGAGUGGAUUUGGCUGCCCUGAUGGCUGAAACAGCUAGAACCAGCUGAGACUUGGGCACUGGGCUACACUCAAUUUAAAAUAGUCCUUCUCCUAAGAAGGAGGAAUAGGCUUCCUUAUUCCUUGUUUACUUCUAAUGCUUGAAAGGUUAAGUCUAAAAAUUAACCUGUUAGUAACAGAUCUCUAAGGCUUGGCACAAACUCACAGAGUGUUUUUCUUUUUCUGUCCCACCUCCUUAAAUCCUUUUUGCAACUCAAACUGCCCCUGAUGCCUGGAGUGAGGUAUUUGGCUGGCUGGGCUAUCUCUGUAAACAAACCAGGGCAUGACAAGGGAUCAGGUAACCAGCAGCUCACCCAUUUUCUU